AUGCCUCCCCGUCGACCCCCUCCAGCCGUUCAAAACGAUCUUCACCGCGAGGUGGAGCGUCUGUCUCAACAAUUUGAAAAUUUAUGCGCCCAGAAUCAGGAGAUUCUUAACCUGUUGCAUAACGCCGCACAUCGUGACGAUCGUCAUCAUCACCGUCGCGCUCGCACACCUAACUCCGAUGAGGACACAGUCACCAUGGAAAACCCUUUUGCCUCCUUGGAUGAUGAUGUCCGCGGUGAUGAGAGUCGCCGUUGGGAAGCAGGUUUUCGUCUCGAUAUUCCAGAAUUUUCAGGCGAAUCUGGUGCUGAGGCUUUUCUCGAUUGGCUACAUGAGGUUGAGGAUAUUUUGGAUUUCAAACGUGUGCCUGAAGAUCGACGUGUGUCGUUGAUCGUCACCCGCUUUCGUGGCAGAGCAUCUGCUUGGUGGCACCAGUUUAAGUUACUUCGUCAACGUCAGGGCAAGCCUAAAUUGACGUCGUGGUCGAAACUACUUAAACACCUCCGUCUGGAGUUUCUGCCAUUUAACUACACUCGAACUUUAUAUCAACGACUCCAAAAUCUUCGUCAAGGACCACGUUCUGUGGAUGAGUACUCCAAGGAGUUUCACCAACUCUUAGCGCGGAACGAUUUAUCUGAAACCACAGAUCAGAUCGUGUCCCGCUACAUUGGCGGUCUUCGUACUCCUUUUCAAGAUUCUCUCAACAUGUUUGCCCCGGUCUCCGUUUCAGAAGCUCAUCAACGAGCCUUAUUGCUCGAACAACAAUUAUCUCGCCGUCCUGCACCUGCUCGCAUUCCUACUAAUGACCCUCCGCCUCCUCGCCCGCCGGUUGCCAAUAAUCGUCCGAUUAAUUGCUUUCAUUGCGGAGAACCUGGCCACCGCCAAGCCAACUGCCCUAAAUUGCAGAAAUCUCGAGGGUUAUUAGCGGAUAAUCCUACGGACAUGGAGUACUCAGAACCACCAAUAUUUGAUGAUGAAGAGCAACAGAUGGUUUUUCCAGAAGAAUACCUCUCACCUGACGUUGGCAAUGCCCUCGUGCUUCGUCGCGCUUGUUUGACUCCUCGAGCUUCCGAUACUCAGGUCCAUCGCCACUUAUUAUUUCAAUCUGCUUGCACUAUUAACGGCAAGGUAUGUCGCUUCAUUAUUGAUACAGGAGCCUGUGAAAAUGUCAUUGCAUCAGAGGUGGUUAAAAAGCUUGCAAUUGCUGAUGAGCCUCAUCCGCAACCUUAUUCUUUGGCCUGGCUUCAGAAUGGUAACACUAUUUUAGUUAAUCGCCGAGCUAUGGUCACUUUUUCCAUUGGCUCUAAAUUCACUGAUACUAUUUGGUGUGACAUCGUUCCCAUGGACGCGUGUCACUUGUUAUUGGGUCGACCAUGGCAAUUUGAUCGGAGUAUUAUCUAUGAUGGCCGCCAUAAUACUUAUUCGUUCAUUUACGAGGGUGUUAAAUUGGUGCUUAUGCCCUCUGUGCCCUCUCCUGUUCCACCAACGCCGCCACCACACUCCAAUACUCCAGCUACUCAACAGAAUAAGGUACUUCUUCUCUCACGGAAACAAUUUUUCCGUGAAUGGGCACAUGACCAGCCUAUUUUUUUGCUCUUUUCUCAUGAGAUAUCCUCAUCAUCUACACCUCCUCCCAUGGUUUCUGCACUCUUAUCUGAAUUUCAAGACAUAUUUCCUGAGGACCUUCCUAGUGGCCUUCCUCCAUUGCGCGACAUCCAACAUCAUAUUGAUCUUGUUCCUGGCGCACAAUUACCGAAUCGACCCCACUAUCGCAUGAGUCCGUCUGAGCAUGAAGAGCUUCGGCGCCAGGUUGAACAAUUACUUCGCAAAGGCCUCAUUCGCCAAAGCUUAAGUCUGUGCGCUGUACCUGCUUUAUUAAUCCCUAAGAAAACAGGUGAUUGGCGCAUGUGUUGUGAUAGUCGAGCUAUCAAUAAGAUUACCAUCAGGUACAGUUUUCCAAUUCCUCGUUUAGACGAUUUGUUGGACCAAUUGUCAGGUGCUGUUGUGUUUAGCAAACUCGACUUGCGAAGCGGCUACCACCAAAUUCGAAUUCGUCCCGGUGACGAGUGGAAAACAGCAUUUAAAACGCGUGAAAGCCUAUUUGAAUGGUUAGUCGUUCCAUUUGGUUUAUCAAACGCGCCAAGCACUUUUAUGCGCGUCAUGAACCAAACUUUACGCCCUCUCAUUGGCAACUGUGUCGUCGUUUAUUUCGACGACAUUCUUAUUUAUAGCAAGUCAGUUUCGGAUCAUCUUGUUCAUCUGCGUGAAGUUCUUUUAAUCCUCCGUGCAGAACAUUUUUUUGCUUCACCGAACAAGUGCUGUUUUGCAGUUUCUUCUGUUCUCUUUUUGGGGUAUCAGAUUUCAGCCGAUGGAAUUCGCGUCGAUGAUUCUAAAAUUAUUGCUAUUCGCGAGUGGAAAACUCCAACUAAUUUGACUGAAGUUCGGAGCUUUCAUGGACUUGCAUCUUUCUACCGCCGUUUUAUAGCUCACUUUAGUGCUAUUGCUGCUCCUCUUACUGAUGUUAUGCAUGGGAAAACCUUUAUUUGGACUCCUGAGGCGGCGACUGCUUUUGAUCUCCUCAAAUCUAAACUUACUCAUGCACCUUUGCUCGCACUCCCUAAUUUUGAUAUGCCAUUUGAACUUUAUUGUGAUGCAUCCAAAACCGGCAUCGGGGCUGUCCUUAGCCAGGGCGGACAUCCUGUCGCCUACUUUAGUGAGAAAAUAACAGGCGCUCGUAUCCGCUAUAGCACUUACGAUGUUGAAUUUUAUGCUAUUUUGGUGUAUGCUGUCAUUCCUCGUGGUCCUGUGGAUUUAUUGCCUCUUCCUUCUUCACCUGCGGCAGCUCCAAGUGCCGCUGAACUUGUCACUAACCUUACGCAGCUGCACCAAACUGCUCGACAAAAUUUGGAAGCUGCUAAUGAUCGGUACAAGCGCGCUGCGGAUACUCACCGUCGUGAGUUGGCUUCCCGAAAAAUUGGCCCUCUAGAGAUUGUGGAGAAGAUUAAUCCAAAUGCAUAUCGUCUUCGUUUGCCCAGCCAUAUUCGCACCUCCGAUGUUUUUAAUGUUAAACACCUCAUUCCCUUUCAUGGUGAUAACAUUUCUGGAGAUGAAGUUCAAGCCGAUUCGAGGACGAAUCGUUUCAACGGAGGAGAGAAUGAUGGAGAUGAAGUUGCAACGUUAUUCUUGGCGAAAUAUGAUCCGCUUAAUAUCGAUUCAGACAAGGCCCGUGCUCUUUAG
Messenger RNA from Salvia miltiorrhiza (redroot sage), 3234 nucleotides. RefSeq lists its product as uncharacterized. The coding region runs from base 1 to 3234 and encodes 1077 amino acids. The transcript is spliced from 3 exons. The record is from RefSeq and is a predicted model, not a curated record. NCBI's taxonomy places the organism in Eukaryota, Viridiplantae, Streptophyta, Magnoliopsida, Lamiales, Lamiaceae. Gene Ontology annotation, molecular function: nucleic acid binding; zinc ion binding.